AUGUUCCCUAGUGGCCUGGACAGAAAAGUAGUGGAGCAAGGAGGCUGCGAUCGAUUUCAUACUCUUCGUGAAAUCACUAUGAUGAAGAUGAUCAACACAGUCACGGAGCAGGAUGACUGGCAUCUCAAGAUCUCGGACGCAAAAUGGGUUCAUCGGUGCAAAUUGGAUCUUAAGAGACGAGUGAAAGAUGUCACUUCGCCCAUGCUCAAAUGGGUACUCGAUGAAUGUCGCUGGAGGGCAUUUCUCUUCCGACAAUCAGGAUCCACCUCCACCCUGGUUUUUGACGCAUUUGUCAAAUCAGACAACCAGAUUUCUAUUGAGCUAAGUGAGAGAUUGAAAGAGCUAGUGAAAACGCUUGAGGAGAAGUUCGGUAGACAAGAGUCCUCUACGAGCCAGUUGAUUGUCGACCCCUCCAGAUACCCCCUAGCCUACGGUCGUACAAGAGUUCUUCUUGAUAACAUCAUCAACAUCGACAACUGUCUCAUAUCAAUCGGAAAAGGGACCCCUAUCUUCCUACAUGAGGCCAAUCGUACCGCAACCUCGUCAGAAGACCAUCUGCAAACCGCGCCCACCUCGCCAGGACCACCACCGCCAGAGUAUGACCGAUGGGGCCACCGAAUCGAGUCCAAGCCAUACAGCUGGUGUGAUGAAAAUUUUCAACUUCUACCGUGUGAUCUAUCACUUCAGAAUGGUCUGUGGUGCAUCACAUCCUACAUCAAUGAUCUCCACCCUGUGCAGCAUCGACAACUCUACACCACGCUAGAGGAGAUUAUCAACCAAUGCGUGCAGCCUUGGAACGAGUGCCUUGCACAGUGGAGCGUGCGAUGGAAUCGCGUUCCACUCUCACGAGUUGUAUUCACUCCUCGUUUGAGAAAUCUCGUUGUGCCUGAAGGUUUGUAUGAUGACCGAGUGUUGGACUGGAUCGAUUGUAAAGUUGAUCAGUGGAGGGAACGUCGGUCUAUCAAGUUUCCAGAACCUGGCGAAUUUGAUAGCUCCAAGAUUCCUAAACCAAAGCACAAUCUGGUUGAGAAGUUUGGCCACUCUGGAAUGCAAGUUCUUGUUCAGCUAGGAGCAGUUCUCCUCGAACCACCGAAAACGAGCGGUCCAGAACGGAGGGUCCUAAACCGGGGUCAGUGGCAUUUGCAGGGACACUUAAAUGAGCAUAUCUGUGCGACUGCUGUCUAUUGUUAUGGCCUAGAUAAUGUUGUUAGUCAUUACUUCGAGUUUCGUCAACGUUCGGACGAGGGGAAAAAGGUCCUCGACAGCCACGGGUAUGAGCAUCACCAAAUCUGGGCCGAUGUUUGUCGGGAAGUAUUUGGCUAUCAAAUGAACGGCGAUGACUUGACCGUAUUUCAACGCCUUGGUCAUAUUUCAGUUGGCGCCGGUCGGCUGGUGGCUUUCCCAAACACUUUGGAGAUUCGAAGUGUGUACUUGCUCAGGGAUGAAUCAAAACCUGGUCACUGUCAUAUCCUGACCCUUUGUUUGGUCGACCCACACAUGCGGAUUAUUUCUACUGCCAAUGUCCCCCCUCAGCAACCAAAAUGGUGGGCCCCGAGAAAGCAACUGAUCCACGUGCUUCUUCGAUCCAAACUCCCUCAAGAACUCGUGGAUAUGGUGUUGCAGAAUCUCCGCGAUCUGGCAGAUGGUCCUAUGUCCCCCGAGGAGCACAAAUCUGUCAUGGAUGACUUCUUGAAAAGCAGAAGGAAGUUGGAGAGCAACCAAAAAAAAGAACUUCGGGCUUCCAAGACAACAUAA
This is a messenger RNA of Penicillium daleae, 1755 nucleotides long. Its product is annotated as DUF4246 domain-containing protein. The coding region runs from base 1 to 1755 and encodes 584 amino acids. The record is from RefSeq and is a predicted model, not a curated record. The transcript is spliced from 4 exons. NCBI's taxonomy places the organism in Eukaryota, Fungi, Ascomycota, Eurotiomycetes, Eurotiales, Aspergillaceae.